UUCAUAUAUACCCCAUUCAUGCCGUUGAAUAAUCUCCACAGUAGUCGAUCAUCUUAUCCUCAUCGAGUCAUUAUCAUCAUGAUUGUCAUAGCAGGAUAUAAAUACCCAAUGAAUUCAUUGUUCUUGGAUAUAUCUUUGUAUUGUGCUUCAUUUCUUUUUGUUUCCACUGACCAAGAGGUUAAAGCUUCAGAGAAAAUAAAAAACCAUGGAAGUAGUCCAAGAUGUUGUGAUUGUGGGAGCUGGAAUUUCUGGCCUUACAACCUCCUUGGGACUUCACAGGCAAAGUCAAAAUUUUGGUGCAGGCUGGGUAUUAGAAGCUUAGUGCUGGAAUCAUUUGAUAGCUUGAGGACAACAGGGUUUGCACUCGCAAUAUGGACUAAUGCGUGGAGGGCUUUAGAUGCCCUUGGUAUUGGCAAUGAUAUCCGGCAGCAACACCAGGCUCUUCAUGGGAAUGUGGCUUUCUCAAGAAUUUCAGGGCUUCAGAUGUUUGAGAAGUCGUAUGAUGUCAAAGGAAAACUUGGAGACCAUGAAGUUUAUUGUGUGAAAAGGAAGUUGUUGUUGGAAACCCUUGCCAGGGAACUCCCUAAUGGUACCAUUAGGUUCUCAUCAAAGGUUGUUUCCAUUGAGGAAUCAGGCUACUUUAAGCUGGUGCAUCUUGCAGAUGGAACCAUCCUCAAAGCCAAGGUUUUGGUUGGUUGUGAUGGAGUGAACUCUGUGGUGGCAAAAUGGCUGGGCUUCAAGAAGCCAGUUUUUAAAGGGAGAUCCGCCGUUAGAGGUUGUGCUGAUUUCAACAGCAGUCAUGGUUUUGAUCCCAAGUUCAUGCAGUACUUUGGGAAUGGUAUUAAAACUGGUACCAUUCCUUGUGAUGAUAAAACUGUUUACUGGUUCUUCGGUUGGUAUCCCUCCAACCAAGAGGAAGAGCUAAAGAAAAACCCAGCUCAGUUGAAGCAAUAUAUGUUAAGCAAGCUCGGAAAGGUAUCAGAUGAAGUAAGGGCUGUUGUGGAAAACACUGAUUUGGAUGCUUUUAGAGCCGCUCCAGUGACAUACAGGCAUCCUUGGGAACUUCUUUGGGGAAAUAUUAGUAAAGGUAAUGUAUGCGUUGCUGGAGACGCUCUCCACCCCAUGGUCCCAGACAUUGGCCAAGGCGGCUGUGCUGCAUUAGAAGACGGUGUUGUAUUAGCAAGGUUUCUCGGUGAGGCACUGUUGAAGAACCAGGAGCAAGAAAAUAAAGAUAAAGGUGAAGAAGGAAAAGAAAAAUAUAAGAGGAUUGAAAUGGGGCUGAAUAAGUAUGCCAGUGAGAGGAAAUGGAGAAGCAUAGAUCUCACUAGUACAUCUAGUGUGGUUAGUUAUAUACAGGUAGCUGAUGGUGGAAAAAUAACUGCUUUCUUGAGGGACAAGAUUUUCGCUCCAAUCCUGACCUGGUUGCUGUUUAAGAAGGCUGAUUAUGAUUGUGGGAAGCUCAGGAGCCCUUAAAUGCAAUGAUGCAUCCUCUGUAUAAUGGUUAUUCUUCUAUAUCACUCAUAUUUUGUAAUUUCAAUCAUCCACGUACUGUAAUACCAAGAAUAUUGGAGGGCGCUGGGUUUCUGUUUUAAAAAUCCUGUAAUGGAAGAGAAUAAAAUUCAUGUUAGUGUUGUAAAUAUUUGUGGAUAAUCAUGUAAAUAGAUGUUGAGUAAUAGGUGUCUAUCUCUAUAGAUUGGUGAUUGAUAGGUUGUAAUUGUAGGAGUGAUUGAAUUGUAAUUGAGCAUUACCUUUUUGUGUACACCAUGUAGUCCUAUAUAAGGCUCCUCAUGGUGAGAUGAAUAACACACAUUCUAUUCCCUA
Rosa rugosa (rugosa rose) is the source of this 1821-nucleotide messenger RNA. RefSeq names its product monooxygenase 3-like. The record is from RefSeq and is a predicted model, not a curated record. NCBI's taxonomy places the organism in Eukaryota, Viridiplantae, Streptophyta, Magnoliopsida, Rosales, Rosaceae. The coding region runs from base 19 to 1473 and encodes 484 amino acids. The transcript is spliced from 6 exons. Gene Ontology annotation, molecular function: FAD binding.